AUUAAAUCUAAUAUCAGUAUUAGUCAUUAAUUUUCUACAUAUGUUUAUUUAACCUCAAAACGUCAGUUCACUUUGCACAUUGUGCAAGCAUAUCGUGCUUUCAAAGACCAUGUACGCCAACAAUAGUUCAGGCGAUGCCAAAGAAAAUAUUACCAUCGUAGAUCUCCGGUCAGACACGAUAUCAGUGCCGACUGAUGCCAUGAGACAAGCCAUGUUAACGGCCGAAGUCGGCGACGAUGUAUACGGAGAGGAUCCGACAGUGAAAAUUUUGGAAAAAAAGUCUGCCGAAUUGCUGGGAAUGGAAGCUGCACUGUUCACGCCUAGUGGGACUAUGGCUAAUUUAAUAGCAAUUCUGGUGCACUGUAAAAGACGUGGCUCCGAAUUGAUUUGUGGAGACUUGGCACAUACGUUUUUGUACGAACAAGGUGGUGCAGCUUAUCUAGCCGGUGUCCAAAUCUGCACAAUUCCCAACAAACCUGAUGGCACAUUCUGUCUGAAGCAAAUGCGACGGAAAGUGAGAUCCACGGACUACCAUGAACCUAUAACUAGUUUGGUCAUUGUUGAAAACACACAUAACAUGUGUGGUGGAAAGGUAUUACCUUUACCCUGGCUCGAUGAAUUAGUACAAAUAACCAAAGAAUUGGAUAUAAAACUGCACGCAGACGGCGCCAGAUUAUUUAAUGCAUCCGAAUAUUUGGGCAUUCCGCCUUCGCGCCUGGUACAAGGAUUUUCUUCGGCUUGUUUCUGUCUAUCUAAAGGUCUUAGUGCUCCUGCAGGAUCUGUACUUGUGGGAGAUGCCGAAUUUAUAAAAGAAGCUAGGCGUAUGAGAAAGGCCCUAGGAGGAGGUAUGCGCCAAAUAGGCAUUUUAGCAGCAGCAGGAUUGGUGGCUUUGGAUCAGGUCGUGCCUACUUUGAAGAUUGAUCAUGCAAAUGCCAGAUUAGUAGCUGAAGCCAUUUACAAUCACAAUUCCAACAAUUUCGUUCGAGUAGACGUCGAUAAUUUGCACACAAACAUUCUCCUGUUAGAAAUUUGCGAUAAAAACGGCGAAGAGCACGACAAAUUCACGGCUUCCGAUUUGGCACAACGUUUGGCUUUCGUCACAGAAGAUGAAAUCACGAAUAAAAUCACUGAUGGUCAAGGUAAAGGGAUAAAGGUGAGGGUCAGUGCCAGGGACUGGAAAUUCGCCAGACUUGUCUUCUAUCAUCAAAUCAGGGAAAGAGAUGUGCAGCUCGCGAUUAAGAAGAUUCUUUACGUUCUGUCGGAAUUUAACGAAAAAUAUGGUUAA
This is a messenger RNA of Ctenocephalides felis (cat flea), 1285 nucleotides long. Its product is annotated as probable low-specificity L-threonine aldolase 2. Gene Ontology annotation, cellular component: cytosol. The record is from RefSeq and is a predicted model, not a curated record. Bases 110 to 1285 code for a protein of 391 amino acids. Gene Ontology annotation, biological process: L-threonine catabolic process; glycine biosynthetic process. Gene Ontology annotation, molecular function: L-allo-threonine aldolase activity. The transcript has 7 exons. Lineage: Eukaryota; Metazoa; Arthropoda; Insecta; Siphonaptera; Pulicidae.